GUUCUGAACGCCAUUUUUCUCGGCAUGCAGAAGCAUGCAACCCGAGAUCAAUAGUGUGGUCACGAAUUUUCCCUAGUUCUGCUGCUGUUUCCACACCGUUUCAUCGCUUAAUUCCGUCUCCAAAAGAUAAAGAACAAUGUGCCGCUGUGUGUCAUCCGUUCGGUGAGCUUCGCGUGGCAGGAAACUCCUCUGAUUUCCUCGCGGAAGUUCGUUUGCAGAAAGCGCACGCACAGGAUCAAACAGCGCUGAAGAAUAGUGCGAAGAAGAAAACGGAAGGAAGGCAUACUGUGGCUGUGUCCCACGCUUGUCGGACGGUGGACGGUCGUGUAAACAGCGUAAUAAGUUCCCGAGAAUUAAGCCGGUUGGGGCCGUGAGCGCAGUGUCCUUUGCGUUGAAAGCGAGAUUAAAGUGUGUUUUUUGAUUGCGGACGAAAGAAAGCGCGUUAAAAAUGUCUAAGCGGCGUAUCGAAGUGAUGGAUCCAUUCAUCAAGAAGCGAAGAGAGGAGAAGGCUGCGGCCGAAGGUUCAUCCGGUGCUGGCUCAUCAAAGCACGACUCCGGCGCCAGUUCCAGUGCCGGAUCGAAAGCGAUGGUAGCGGCCGGAGCAGCCGCCGGAUCAUCCGAAACGGGAGGCAAGAACCCGCUGAACGGUGUUGCCUACACCCAGAACUACUACAAUCUGUACAAAAAGCGCAUCACGCUGCCGGUGUUUGAGUACAAGACGGAUUUUAUGCGCCUGCUGGCGGAGCACCAGUGUAUCGUGCUGGUCGGUGAAACCGGUUCCGGCAAAACAACCCAAAUACCUCAGUGGUGCGUCGAGUAUGCGCUGCAGACGAGCUCGAAGGGUGUUGCCUGCACACAGCCGCGUAGGGUGGCCGCCAUGUCGGUGGCGCAGCGUGUUUCGGAAGAGAUGGACGUAAUGCUCGGACAGGAGGUGGGAUACAGCAUUCGUUUCGAGGACUGCUCGAGCCCUCGCACCCUGCUGAAGUACAUGACGGACGGUAUGUUGCUGCGGGAAGGCAUGAGCGAUCCGAUGCUGGAAGCGUAUCAGGUCAUCCUGCUCGACGAAGCUCACGAACGAACACUGGCCACGGAUUUGUUGAUGGGUGUGCUGAAGGAAGUGAUUCGACAGCGGAAGGACCUGAAGCUAGUCGUCAUGUCCGCCACACUGGACGCGGGCAAGUUCCAGCAGUACUUCGACAAUGCGCCGCUCAUGAACGUGCCGGGGCGUACGCAUCCGGUAGAGAUUUUCUACACACCGGAACCGGAACGGGACUAUCUGGAAGCGGCAAUCCGUACCGUGAUACAGAUUCACAUGUGCGAAGAGAUCGAGGGUGACAUACUGAUGUUCCUGACCGGUCAGGAGGAGAUCGAGGAGGCUUGCAAGCGUGUGAAGCGUGAAAUCGACAAUCUAGGCCCGGAUGUGGGUGAGCUGAAGUGUAUUCCCCUCUACUCGACGCUUCCGCCCCAUAUGCAGCAGAAAAUCUUCGAACCAGCACCACCCAAACGUGCGAACGGUGCGAUCGGCCGGAAGGUGGUCAUAUCGACAAACAUUGCCGAAACGUCGCUCACGAUCGACGGUGUUGUGUUUGUGAUUGAUCCCGGAUUUAGCAAACAGAAGGUGUACAAUCCGCGCAUUCGCGUCGAAAGUUUGCUCGUGUCGCCGAUCAGCAAAGCGUCCGCGCAGCAGCGAGCCGGUCGUGCCGGACGAACGAGACCCGGAAAGUGUUUCCGGCUGUACACCGAAAAGGCGUACAAGACGGAGAUGCAGGAUAAUACGUAUCCGGAAAUUUUGCGUUCCAAUUUGGGCACGGUGGUGUUGCAGCUGAAAAAGCUCGGAAUCGAUGAUUUGGUACACUUUGACUUCAUGGAUCCGCCCGCACCCGAAACGCUGAUGCGUGCGCUCGAGCUGCUCAACUAUCUGGCCGCACUGGACGAUGACGGUAAUCUGACGGAUCUCGGUGCGGUGAUGGCUGAAUUCCCACUGGAUCCGCAGCUGGCGAAAAUGUUGAUUGCCAGCUGUCAGCACAACUGCUCCAACGAGAUCCUGUCCAUUACUGCUAUGCUGUCGGUUCCACAGUGCUUCGUGCGGCCGAACGAGAUGAAAAAGGCGGCCGAUGAUGCCAAGAUGCGCUUUGCGCACGUUGAUGGUGACCAUCUGACGCUGUUGAACGUGUACCACGCUUUUAAACAAAAUAACGAAGAUCAGGGCUGGUGUUACGAUAACUUCAUCAACUACCGGUCGUUGAAGUCGGCCGACAAUGUAAGACAACAGCUAGCCCGCAUCAUGGAUCGCUUCCAGCUGCAGCGCACGAGUACGGACUUUACGUCGCGGGAGUACUAUUUUAACAUUCGCAAAGCGUUGGUGCAGGGCUUCUUCAUGCAGGUUGCUCAUUUGGAACGAACCAAGCACUAUCAGACGAUAAAGGACAACCAGGUGGUACAGCUGCAUCCGUCCACCUGUCUCGAUCACAAACCGGAAUGGGUGAUUUACAACGAGUUUGUGCUGACGACCAAGAACUACAUCCGAACCGUGACGGACGUUAAGCCCGAAUGGUUACUGCAGAUUGCGCCACAGUACUACGACAUGAACAAUUUCCCACUGUGCGAGGCGAAGCGUCAGCUCGAGCUUAUACUGGCACGCAUGGAUUCGAAACAGUUCCAGCAAGGGUUUUAAAGCGCGAACAGGGCACCCAUUUUAAGGCACCUUUGCAUCAUUAGGAUCGGAGUGUGAGAGUGCUUAUUUUCCUUUCCAAGAGCAAGUAUAAGUUCUGCUUUUAAGUUCAUUUUUCCUGUUCUCCGCCCGCUCUCCCAACAAAAUAUAAACACACACACACACAGACACAAACAAUCCAUUUACCACCAACUAUCAAGCCCGGAAGGAAAGAUGGCUUUCGGUAGCUUUUUUUCUCCGCCUUUGUGCGCGCGUGGCUGGCAAACAAUAAAUGCAAUAGAGAUACGUAAAACCA
This is a messenger RNA of Anopheles stephensi (Asian malaria mosquito), 2966 nucleotides long. It is a transcript of the gene Dhx15, whose product is annotated as putative pre-mRNA-splicing factor ATP-dependent RNA helicase PRP1. Gene Ontology annotation, molecular function: RNA binding; RNA helicase activity; ATP binding. NCBI's taxonomy places the organism in Eukaryota, Metazoa, Arthropoda, Insecta, Diptera, Culicidae. The transcript has 7 exons. The record is from RefSeq and is a predicted model, not a curated record. Gene Ontology annotation, cellular component: spliceosomal complex; intracellular anatomical structure. The coding region runs from base 449 to 2674 and encodes 741 amino acids.